CGCUGAAGACCCAAGUAUGUUUUAAGACAGUUUGCUAGUUUACUUUCUGAAGUCAAAUUUCAUACAUUUCGGUGCUGCGAUGCCGAUAUUUCUGAACAUAAGCGUUUAACUUCAACCGACAGCCAAGCACCGGCCACCGACACUGACCGCACAUGCGCACAGCGCACACUCCGGAUCUGUUGGGUUUGAACUGAGCAGACGGGCUGAUCCCUUUAUCGCUCCAGCCUAGCGUAGCCUAGCCUAGCCUAGCCCAGCCCAGCCCAGCUCAGCUCAGCUCAGCUCGCCUCUCUCCUUCUCCUCCAGCUGUUGCCUCUUCGGCACACACCACUUUUAAAUGUAGGACCAGGACAAGAUGGCGGAUAUUUCGCUGCUUCAGGACGAGUCCCAGGAGGAGAUAGACGGAUUUGGUGUGGAUGACUACAGCUCAGAGUCUGACGUCAUUAUUAUACCUUCAGCCUUGGAUUUUGUAUCGCAAGAUGAGAUGCUGACGCCCUUGGGCAGACUGGAUAAAUACGUCGCAAGCGAAAACAUAUUUAACAGACAGAUGGUGGCCCGGAGUUUGCUGGAUACGCUAAAAGCAGUUAGCGAGGAUGAGAGGGAUUGUAUUGCAGUGCUGGAGAGAGUAAGCAGACUUGCUGAUGACUCGGAGCCCACAGUUCGAGCAGAGCUUAUGGAACAAAUUCCUCAUAUUGCCAUUUUCUGCCAAGAGAACAGACCUUCCAUUCCAUUCGCGUUUUCAAAGUAUUUACUGCCCAUUGUGGUGAGAUACUUAGCCGACCAGAACAACCUGGUUAGGAAGACAAGCCAGGCAGCCCUCCUGAUGCUUCUGGAGCAGGAACUGAUAGAGCGAGUAGACAUUGAGAACCUUGUCUGUCCUGUUCUGGUAGACCUCACUGCUCCGGACAGCAAUGAUGAUGUUAAGACUGAGGCAAUGGCGAUUAUUUGUAAAAUGGCACCCAUGGUGGGAAAGGACAUCACAGAGCGCCUCUUCCUUCCACGUUUUUGUGAGAUGUGCUGUGACUGUAGGAUGUUCCAUGUACGCAAGGUUUGUGCAGCAAAUUUUGGGGAUAUUUGUAGCGUUGUUGGGGGAGAAGCAACAGAAGAAUUACUGCUGCCUCGUUUUUUCCAACUAUGCUCAGAUAAUGUGUGGGGGGUGAGGAAGGCUUGUGCAGAGUGCUUCAUGACUGUGUCCUCAGCAACCUCUCAGGAAGUGCGCAGGACCAAACUCUCGUCGCUUUUCAUCAACCUCAUCAGUGAUCCCUCUCGCUGGGUGCGGCAGGCUGCGUUCCAGUCUCUGGGCCAAUUCAUCUCCACGUUUGCCAGCCCAACAACUAAUGUGGGCCAGUACUUCAGAGAGGGGGCAGAGGAGGCCGACUGGAGCAGCCAACAGUCACACAAGCAGGCUGCUGAGAAAUCUUCAAACACUACUGCACCUGCUGCAGGUUGCUCCCCCACCUCUUCCACAGAAGACAAUGCUCAGAGGCUCCUACAUGAGCAAACUGUCUCCCCACAGCAGGAUUGCAUUUCCCAGAAUCCUCCGUGUACUCAGGAGCACUGUGAGGGUCAGCUGUGCAGAUCGGAGCAGGAGGGUGUGGAUGUAGCUGUAGAGGGGGGAGGGGAGCAGGUUGCUGAUGCUUUGCCUCUGGAGGAGUCCUGCUGCGAAGUUGACUCAGAGAGGUCCAGUCCAAAGUGCCUUUCUGGGCCAAAUGAUGUAGACCCAGGUCCAUUUGGAGAGGAACAUCAGUCUUUACCAGCCGGAAACUUCACAGCACAAGAAAGCUACUCAAACUCUGAAGUCCCUACUGCUGAGGCUUCCACUCACCCAACCCAGGCCACCCAUGAGGAUGACCCACAGGAGAAGGUCUCUGCUUCUGAAGUAGAUCCCAGUUCAGAAGUUAAUUCCCCUGCACUAUCAUGCCCUGUGGCAGAGAAAGUGGAGAUUCCAGAGCAGGAGCUGUAUAACUCGUUUCACUACUGGAGGACACCCAUUCCACAGAUAGACCUUGACCUGGAGCUUUUGGAGCAGCAGUGCAACAGUGGUGAGGUCUCUAGUAAUAGCCCCUCUUCCCAGGUUUCCACACCUGCUUUGGGCAGGAAGCAACUAGAGGAGCUCAUUGAGAACUUGGAGCCCCACAUAGAUGACCCUGAUGUGAAAGCACAAGUAGAUGUGUUAACUGCUGCUCUGAGAGCCACUUCUUUGGAUACUCACCUUGAGGAAGCGUUCCUGGAGCCCAGACAGGCCAAUGACAACCCCUUUGGCUCUCGCCAUGUCCCUCUCAUUGACUCUUCUGAUGUAGAGAGCCGAGACUCCACCUUACCAAUGAGUCACGGUGAUGAGUCAGAGUUAAGUGACAGUAGCAGUCCAGAGGAGGAGAAAAAAUCCAAGCAACAGGAUGUGGUCCCUCAAGCUCUGUUGGAUCAGUACCUGUCUAUGACGGACCCAUCCCGGGCUCAGACAGUUGAUAUGGAGAUUGCCAAGCACUGUGCCUACAGCUUGCCAGGCGUGGCUCUCACACUAGGCCGCCAGAACUGGCACUGCCUCAGAGACACCUUCGAGACACUUGCCUCUGAUAUGCAGUGGAAGGUGCGGCGGACUCUGGCCUUCUCUAUACAUGAAUUGGCACUAAUUUUAGGUGACCAGCUAACUGCUGAGGACCUGGUGCCUAUUUUCAACGGAUUCCUAAAGGACCUGGACGAGGUGCGCAUAGGAGUCCUCAGACACCUCUAUGACUUCCUCAAGCUGCUGCAUCAGGAAACUAGGCGGAAGUACCUGUACCAACUGCAGGAGUUCCUGGUCACAGACAACAGCCGGAACUGGAGAUUCAGAUCAGAGCUAGCAGAGCAGCUAGUCUUGCUGUUGGAGCUGUAUAGUGGGCAGGAUGUGUAUGAUUACCUGAGGCCUCUGGCAUUCUGCCUCUGCACAGACAGAGUGUCCUCAGUACGGUGGACCUCCUACCGACUGGUCAGUGAGAUUAUUAGGAAGCUUUCCACAUGCCCGGCACUGCUGGUGGAUUUCCUUGGUGAAUUAGUGGAUAAAUUCUGUCACUCUCCUAAAUGGUCAGGGCGCCAGGCUUUUGCCUUUGUAUGUCAGCUUGCUAUAGAGGAGGACUGUGUGGCAUUGGAGCAGUUCUCAGAGCACCUGCUGGCUCCUCUGCUGCAGCUGGCAUCUGACCCUGUGCCCAAUGUCCGUGUGCUGCUAGCCAAGACCUUGCGCCAGAGCCUGAUGGAGCGAGAGUAUUUCCUACACUCGGCCAACUCGCACCAAGAGGCUCUGGAGCAGACCCUAGUGGCUCUGCAGAUGGACAUGGACAAGGACGUCAAAUAUUUUGCCAGCGUGCACCCAGGAAGCACACGCAUUAACGAGGACGCCAUGAGCACCACUUCCUCCACCUACUGAGGGGCAUGGACUGACCUCUACCAAGGGCACAAAGACUGAGAAAUAUUUGCUCGGGGAACAGCUUCAACCAACUCUAAUUCCCUUGAGAGCAACUCACUACAACAUUGUUUAUGUGCGUUUUUUGCCACAGAAGCCUUAAAAGUGUCUUCCUUAAAACCAGAGAAUACUUGAAUAUCUGGAGCUGUCAAAACAUCAACAAACUACAACAAAUCAGUCAAAAUGUCAACAUAUCCCAAAACCAUGCAGUGGGUGACCUUGAUCAUCUUUCCCCUAUCCUCCUCUCCUGUAGUCUCAUACUGAUGGACCUUCAUUUCUCUCCUCUGUAGCCGGGCGCCAGUAAUUCUUAGCUUUACAAAAACCUGUUAGCAGGAAAGACUGUAGCACCAAGCUGUUCCCUCAUUUUAUCUCCUUUAUUUUUGUUUUGAUACUGUACUGUGUGAACGACUCAUAUGCUGCAGAUAAAUUCAAAGUGGAGAGUGUGUAACCGCCUCAGCCUUUUCUUCCCAGCGUGGUCUGGGAGCUGCCGAUUGAUGAAGCACGGUUUUUCAAGGGCUCGAGCCGCCAUUGUUUUAAAGUCUAGUGCAGCACAUUGUUGUACCCGUGGACACGGGGCUCCCCUGGCACGCAGGGGUCCAGGUCCUAAUGGAAAAACGAACUGUUGUAUUUUUUAAACCAAAAUGACAAGCGGUCCAUUUAGCAGAGUUAUGUGGAAAUUAAACAUUGAAUCAGUGUGGUUGUCGCACAUCGCUUCAAACCCUGGGGUAUUUUAAACGUGAAAAAUAAAUGCUUCAUCAUGACCUACGCAUCACCUGUACUGUACAUAUCUUUAUCAACUGCUAUUUUUUUCCAUUUUGAUCAGUGAUCAUGAAUAGAAUUGUGAUAUAAUGUUCUCUUAACCUGUCCAAAAUAAAAGUUCAAAUUCAUUUUCUA
Messenger RNA from Pygocentrus nattereri (red-bellied piranha), 4327 nucleotides. RefSeq names its product protein phosphatase 4, regulatory subunit 1 (gene ppp4r1). Gene Ontology annotation, biological process: protein dephosphorylation. Lineage: Eukaryota; Metazoa; Chordata; Actinopteri; Characiformes; Serrasalmidae. Gene Ontology annotation, molecular function: protein phosphatase regulator activity; protein binding. Bases 353 to 3397 code for a protein of 1014 amino acids. The record is from RefSeq and is a predicted model, not a curated record. The transcript has 20 exons.